Molecule: messenger RNA, 2806 nt
Organism: Pundamilia nyererei
Lineage: Eukaryota; Metazoa; Chordata; Actinopteri; Cichliformes; Cichlidae
Gene: six5
Product: SIX homeobox 5
Exons: 4
Coding region: 46-2535 (829 amino acids)
Biological process (GO): regulation of transcription by RNA polymerase II
Cellular component (GO): nucleus; transcription regulator complex
Molecular function (GO): DNA-binding transcription factor activity, RNA polymerase II-specific; RNA polymerase II cis-regulatory region sequence-specific DNA binding
Source: RefSeq, a predicted model, not a curated record
GAGGAGGAGGAGGAACUACGGGUGGAAAAAAAAGUUAAAGUGAAAAUGGCUUCCUUGUCUUUGGAGUCCACAGAACAAUCUGAGAACAGCACAGGGGAGCCAGCGGGGUCGGAGACCAAAGAAGAGAAAGAUCCGCUCCAAAUUUCGGAACAACUGCUCCAAAGUUUCCAAAAGUCGGCGCUGAGUUUUUCCACUGACCAGGUCUCAUGUCUGUGCGAGGCCCUUCUGCAGGCGGGCAAUGUGGAUCGCCUGUGGAGAUUUCUCUCCACUAUACCUCCUUCGUCCGAGCUGCUACGUGGCAACGAGACCCUGCUAAAGGCCCAGGCACUGGUGGCUUUCCACCGGGAGGAAUUCAAGGAGCUGUACGCCAUCCUGGAAAGCCACAACUUCCACCCGUCUAACCACGGGUUCCUGCAGGACCUGUACCUCAAAGCCCGCUACAAGGAGGCGGAGAGGUCCCGGGGCCGUAGCCUGGGCGCAGUGGACAAGUACCGGCUCAGAAAGAAGUUCCCCCUACCCAAAACCAUCUGGGACGGAGAAGAGACCGUGUACUGCUUCAAAGAGAAGUCCCGCAAUGCCCUGAAAGAGUGCUACAAGAGCAACAGGUAUCCGACUCCGGACGAGAAGAAAAACCUGGCCAAAAUCACCGGGCUAUCCCUCACGCAGGUCAGCAACUGGUUCAAGAACCGCAGGCAGAGGGACAGGACCCCGUCCGGGACCCACAGCAAAAGUGAGUCCGAUGGGAACCACAGCACUGAGGAUGAGGCGAGUGCGAUGGACGACACUCCCGACAAACCCGACGAGGCUGCCGGCUCCACAGCUUCCAUCAUCUCUGUCUCUGCGGUCCCGUCCAGCACUGGAGGCCAGCUCAUCCUCAACGGGUCCAGCGGCUUCCUCACCGCCUCUCUGCUCAAUGGCAACUCCCUGAUCUCCAGCAGUGGUGCUGGUGUUAUAAUUAAUGGGAUAAAUUUAGGUGAUUGCCAGACCUUAACACAAAACCACCAACGCCAGGACUCCCUCCCCCUCCCAGCGUCUCUGUCAUCUGCAGGCAUGCUUGUCUCCAGUUCUGCAGGGGAGCAAGGGGAGUAUAGCAUCUCUGCUACUGCUCCCUCUACCAGCCUCAACCCUCCUAGCUCUGUGAUUUCAACCAGCAACUGCACCCCUCAGGUUUUCUCUCUGCCCCAGGUUGUGCCUUCCAUCCAGGGUAUACCAGUAUCUCACCUGGUUCAGCACUCUUCGGGAGCCCAGGUAUCCCAGUGCCCUCAGCUGGUCCCAGUAUCCCCCCUCACCUCACCAGCGCCUCAAUUUCAAACCCCUCAGACUCUGAACACAGGAAACAGACUGGCACAGCAGCAACAGGAAGCCUCGGCAGCUAUGUCUGAAGGUGCCACAACCAUAGUUUCCAUCUCACCGCUCAACAACAGCCAGCUCCCUCAGCACGUGAUGCAACAACUGGGGGAGCAGACCACAAACUGUACACCCAGCAAAAUCCAGACACCGCAGGUUAUUUCCAUCUCUUCCCCAACACAAGUCGUCCCAGUCCCCCAGGCCAAAGGUGGCACACCGGCACAGCUCGUCCCACUCUCUGUGCCCCAGCUGGUACCAGUCUCCUCCAUCCAAACUUCCUCCACCAUCUCUUUCCCACAGGUGGUACCUGCCAGUCCUUCUAUCUCCAUCCCUUCUGCCCGUCUGCCAUUACAGAUCCUCACUUCAGCUCCUGCAGCUGGAGGGGUCCCACAGGCUCCUCUCAGGUUAAACCAGCUGAGGCCCAUUCAGAGCGUAGCUCCUCCAGCCAGCACGGCCCCUACGGUGCAGCUCCUAAACUCCGGCAUCAUUCAGCUACCCUCUACCCCUCCAGGUAACCUUCUCCUCGGUGGUAGCCCCUACCUGAGUGUCCAGCAAGGCAAGCUGAUUCUGACCAUCCCAGCAGGCAUUCAGCUCACCAGUUUGCCCCUGAAACCAGUCCCUGACGCUUCCACCAUCUCUACAAAUGGAGUGCUCCCCAUUCUUAACCCUUCUACCUUUCCCGUAGUCUCACAGCCUUCAACACCAACGCCCAGCAGCCUCGCCGCAUCAUCUCCCCUGAACUUCAUCAGCUCAUCUCCACCAUACUGUGCUCAAGAGACUCCCAUCCAAACCAGCCAAGUGCACGCAAUCCCCUCCCCUCACCCGCUGGACCCAACGGCCACCCCGACAACGCAGAAUGCUCUGACUCCAGAAAGCAUGCUCACGCUCAGCCCCAUGUACACUGGAGUGACACCAAAUAGCCAAAUGCCCCAGCCAGUGUGGAGCCCAGUGCCCCUCUCCACUUCAGCCAGUUUAACUCUGUUUGACGUCCGCACCAAGGGGGACCUACCUGUGGACCCAGCCUUGUUGGGUCUACCUGGUGGGGAGUCGCUGCUCCUGGGCAGCCCCUCUCCAGAGCAGGAUGUGGAAGCCAGCUCGCCACUUGGGAAUCCAGAGGAAAUCGAUGGAGAAUCAAAAAUCCUUACUCAGCUUCAGUCUGUCCCUGUGGAUGACGAGCUGGGCUUAUAGUUUUUAAAACUGGUUCAACACCACAGAUCUGUUUGUCUUGUUUGGAUGACUUGAAACAUUUUUAUCCCACAUCAUGCAUCAUAUAAGAUCACCAUAUUUUUUUUAUAACCUACAGCAGCAAUUCUCACUCAGCAGACCAGAUGCCAUUGUGGUGCUAGCUGGAAAUUUUCCAGCUCUCUUUAUUAUGAAUGGGAUUAUUCACCUGCUGGUUCAAUUACUCCUCUCAGUUUGGAUUAAGAUUUUUUUAUUUUAUUUUUUACUAAAAUCAGUA